AUGUAUGUUCGAUGGGAAGAAGAUGUAAGAAGAAUACCCUCUAAUCCCUCCAAAGAGGAAAAGCGUGAUGACAAGCGGCAAAAGAAAGAACAAUUUGGCGUCGAUGAGUCAAGUAAUAAUUGGAUCCCUCGUAAGUCAGGACCAUCAGACUAUGUCAAGAACUGCCCCGAGUACCCACUUUGGAUACACCAAGUCGAGGUUGUAUCAGUCUUGAAGAAAAUGGGAAACAACAUGAAGUGGCCACCCAAGAAGGAAACUGGCAAAUGGAAGGAUCCUAACAAAUGGUGUGACUUUAACCAGGACACAUGGCAUACUACUCCAGAUUGCUUUGGUCUUAACUACGAGGUGAAUGACCUGCUAAAAAAGGGUAAUCUCAAAGACUUGUUGUCCAAAAAGGCCAAGGCCAUUUGGGAGAAGAGGAAGAUUGAUGGUGAAGAGGUGCCACCACCAAAGCCUAUAGAUACCUACAAUGUGAUUUUUGGAGGGUUAGAAAUUAGUGGACACUCUCAUACUGUGGCAAAGAAGCAUGAGAAGGAAGCCACCCAGCUUUUGCAGCCACACCAUAAUGCCUUGGUGCUCACGCUUCAAAUUACAAAUUUUAAUGCGAAGUGGAUCUCAAUUGACAAUAGCAGCUCAGCUAACGUCCUAUUUUUCACAACUUACAAGGGGAUCGGGUUGGAUGAGACUCUGAUUCCGCAGCAGUCAACAGCACUGGUCGACUUCAGUGGCGAGGUGAGUCAUUCAUUGGGAGAAGUCACUUUGCUGAUUUUUGUUGAAGUAAUAAAUAAGCAUACCAAGUUUCCGAUCUUGGACUCGCCAUUCGCUUAUAAUGCUAUUUUGGGUCGCCCCUGGUUGCAUUCUAUAAAGGUCGUUCCCUCCACUUACCAUCAAGUACUACGCUAUCACACAAAGAAUGGCGUCAAGGAAAUCAUGGGAGAUCAACAUUCUUCUAGGAGUUGCGACAGAACUACCAUGAAGGGGAGGAAAUAA
Messenger RNA from Tripterygium wilfordii, 990 nucleotides. RefSeq lists its product as uncharacterized. The record is from RefSeq and is a predicted model, not a curated record. The transcript has 2 exons. Bases 1 to 990 code for a protein of 329 amino acids. NCBI's taxonomy places the organism in Eukaryota, Viridiplantae, Streptophyta, Magnoliopsida, Celastrales, Celastraceae.